AUGAGAUUCUUCACAUACAUACUAUUUUCUUUUCUCUUUCUUUCUCAGUACUCAAACGCCUCAAACCUUAUCGUUCGAUCUUGUAGAGAAGCCUCCAAGAAUGACCCGAACUUGAGCUAUAAUUUCUGUGUUACAUCUCUCUAUGAAUCUGCUCGCAAGAACAAAUUACAUCCAAAAAAACUAGAAGACCUUGUGAGCAUGUCAAUUCAACUAACCAAGUCCAAUGGAACAAACAUCAUUUCCAUAAUUUCACAUGACUUGCAAAACCAAACUCAAGGUGAAUAUGUGAAGGCUUGUUUAAAAGAUUGUUUUGAUCUUUACAAUGAUUCCCUUGAAUCAUUAGAUGAUGCUAUGGUUGCUUUGAAUACGUCGAAGGACUUGGACACGGCCAAUAUCAAUUUGAGCGCUGCAUUGGAUGAUUCAGUUACAUGUGAAGAUCAGUUCAAAGAAAGGAAAAGUGAAAAUGAAACUUCUCCAUUAACAGAACAGAAUCAUGUUUACUUUCAACUCAAUGUAAUAUCUCUAUCUUUCAUCCAAAUGAUUCGUAAACGUUACUAG
Molecule: messenger RNA, 558 nt
Organism: Lathyrus sativus (Indian pea)
Lineage: Eukaryota; Viridiplantae; Streptophyta; Magnoliopsida; Fabales; Fabaceae
Source: the annotation of a GenBank genome assembly